UUUGCUUACAUUACACCUUAGCCUCCUGCUUUUCUUGAACCAGUCUUUCCUCCACGCUUGCUUUGCCGUCUCUUUCUCCUUCUAGUUUCCUUCAAAAGAAAAAAGAGAGAGAAAUCCGGAAGCCGUGCCGGAGGGAUGGUUCAUUGGUUGCAUAUCAUGGUGGCAGUGGUGACCACCGCAAUUCUUUUGAUCUUUUGGUUUGUAUUUAUUCGUAUCUGGUGUUUCCAUAAACACCCUCUAGACAUCGUUGCUGAUCAAAACAAGAGAAAGGGGAAUUACUAUGUUUUUCGACGUGGGGUUUCAGCAAAACCUUUGUUUAGUUGGGCUGAUCAUCCAUCUCUCAUCACUGACGCGGUUGAAAAUGGAUGGUCCAGAUUUGGCUUUACACCCAACAUGCCUUCUCCAUCUACAAGAUCAAGCCUGUUGGGUUUACGUGCACCUGGUGAUCAUGGAAGAGGAAAUGAAAUCGAAGUAAACUGGGAAGUCUCACAGGGAUCAGUAGAUUUCAUGCAAAAGAUUAGUCUAAAAUCUGGGUCAAAGAAAGGAAAUAGGACUAUAACUCAUCAUCAUUCCAUGGCUGCUUCAUCGGUUAUUAGAACAGCUUUGCCUUUGCCAGGGCCGCCUCUGGGGAACUCUGCUUUUCCUCAAGAGGCCUAUUUCGAGAUCAAGAUUUUGUAUUGCCAUGGACAUGAUCAUGACUCGAGUGGAAAGCUGAAGGAAAGUGAGAUGACGAAACUGAUACAUGAGAAUUCCAACCCCAAAACAAAUUCAGAAUCUUUUGACAAUGUAAUUAAUAAGAUUGAGGAAUUAAACUCUGCAACUAAAGAUGAUGGAAAAGGUGACGCAGUAAUGUUAUCCGUGGGACUAACUGCUGGUGGCUCUCUUCCUUUGAAGCUCCCUGGAACCUUUCCAGGAUCAAUCGGUUUCAAUUCAAACGGUUGUGUCUAUCUAGACGGAAUUAAGCUUGUGUUUGGAUCUGAGAAAGAAGAAUGGGGGAAAGCAGAGAAGGUGAUAGGUUGCGGGUUCGAUCCUAGGCAAAAGAAAGUGUUUUUCACCUUAGACUCAGAGCUGGUACAUGUAAUAAACUGCAAGUCAGAGGAAUUUGGGACUCCUCUUUAUCCAACACUUGCAGCAAACGAUGAUGUUUUGGUUCUAGUUAAUUACGGACAAAGUGCCUUUGCCUAUGGUCCAGCAAAUGGGAAUCGAACACCGAACCCGUGUUUCAUUGGACCCCUUGUAAAUUCCCCUGCUGCUCUCGGCUAUGAGGACAGCAAAGAGCUAUUUUCAAUGGGAAGAAUUGAUUCCCAAUGGCUUAACAGAAGCACAACUAAAGGCGGCCAUCGUUCAGCAAUGGAAUUUGAUGAGGAGUCUGAGGCUGAUUUAUUCGAAAUCGCAUUGGAAAAUGGAAGAUCCCCUAACUCAGUUCUGUAGGGCCUACAAGACUGAUCGUUUCUUUCUUUUGUCAUUGAAUGAAGUUGUUGUCC
Molecule: messenger RNA, 1484 nt
Organism: Hibiscus syriacus
Lineage: Eukaryota; Viridiplantae; Streptophyta; Magnoliopsida; Malvales; Malvaceae
Exons: 3
Coding region: 136-1431 (431 amino acids)
Biological process (GO): cell-cell adhesion
Source: RefSeq, a predicted model, not a curated record